This is a messenger RNA of Dermacentor andersoni, 3975 nucleotides long. RefSeq names its product cullin 3 (gene Cul3). The record is from RefSeq and is a predicted model, not a curated record. Gene Ontology annotation, molecular function: ubiquitin protein ligase binding. Gene Ontology annotation, cellular component: cullin-RING ubiquitin ligase complex. Gene Ontology annotation, biological process: ubiquitin-dependent protein catabolic process. NCBI's taxonomy places the organism in Eukaryota, Metazoa, Arthropoda, Arachnida, Ixodida, Ixodidae.
CAUAGAGCAGCUGAAUAAUCUGCUCAGACACGCAAACCUGCGUCUCGAUCGUCACGUUGAUGUAAAAUUCCUCGAGUUCGGCAUUGCGUGGAAACCCCUGGGUUCCAAUGGAAGCGUCCUAAUCUUUUAUAUGUGUAUAGUGGUUACUGCAACUUUUUUUUUACUGCGCUAGUUUUUGCUGAACUGCAAAGCAUAAGUGCAAGUUCAAAGUCGGUCAUGGCAGUGGCUACUGUGCGCGAGUGCUAAGCCUGUCAGAACAGUUGUUUACUGAUGUCGGUGGCUGGGAACUUCGCUAGAACGGUCGCCUAGAGCUUUCUCCGUGGAUGCGUGCGCUCGUCUGAGUUCUUGCCGUGUCCUGAACGCACAAUGAGCUUGAAGCCCGGCAAGAAGGAUACCAAAAUGCGUAUCCGAGCAUUUCCUAUGUCUAUGGAUGAGAGGUAUGUCCAGAACAUCUGGGGUCUCCUGCGAAACGCUAUCCAGGAGAUACAGAAAAAGAACAACAGUGGGUUGAGCUUUGAGGAGCUGUAUCGCAAUGCAUACACCAUGGUGUUGCACAAACACGGAGAGCGUCUCUACACAGGACUGAGGGAGGUGGUUACGGAGCAUCUAGUGAACAAGGUUCGGGCAGAUGUCUUAGCCUCCCUGCACAACAACUUCCUCCAAACACUAAAUCAAGCCUGGAAUGAUCACCAAACAAGUAUGGUCAUGAUCAGGGACAUUCUCAUGUACAUGGAUCGCGUGUAUGUACAGCAGAACAAUGUGGACAACGUGUACAACCUAGGCCUGAUCAUCUUCCGGGACCAGGUGGUGCGGUAUGGCAACAUCCGGGACCACCUCCGGGACACACUCCUUGGCAUGGUCCAGCAGGAACGCAAAGGAGAAGUAGUUGAUAGGCUAGCCAUCAAGAACGCAUGCCAAAUGCUUGUACACUUGGGGAUUGAUUCAAGGUCAGUUUAUGAGGAAGACUUCGAGCGGCCCUUCCUGGCCCAAUCGGCAGAAUUCUAUAUGGCGGAGAGCCAAAAGUUUCUGACGGAGAACAGUGCAUGCGUGUACAUCAAGAAAGUGGAGCAGCGUAUCAACGAAGAGGCGGAACGCGCAAAGCACUACCUGGACGAGUUCACCGAGGAGCUUAUUGUGCAGGUGGUUGAAAAGGAGCUGAUCACCAACCACAUGAAGACAAUUGUUGAGAUGGAGAACUCUGGUGUUGUGCAUAUGCUCAAGAAUCAGAAGACAGAGGACCUGGCACGGAUGUUCCGCUUGUUCAAUCGGGUCCAGGACGGCCUCAAGACAGUGGUGGACUGUGUGAGUCAGUAUCUGCGUGAGCAGGGCAAGUCAUUGGUCACUGAAGAGGACGGUGGUAAGGGGGACGCCCUGAGUUUUGUGCAGAACCUUCUGGACCUGAAGGACCGCUUUGACCACUUCCUGCACCACUCUUUCAACGGCGAACGCCAGUUCAAGCAGAUGAUUGCCAGCGACUUUGAGUAUUUCCUCAACCUGAACCGCAAGUCGCCCGAGUACCUCUCCUUGUUUGUGGACGACAAGCUCAAAAAGGGGUUGAAGGGCAUGACCGAGCAGGAGAUAGAGCAGGUGCUGGACAAAACCAUGGUGCUGUUUCGCUACCUGCAGGAGAAGGACCUGUUUGAGCGAUACUACAAGCAGCACCUGGCCAAGCGAUUACUGCUGAACAAGAGCGUUUCCGACGACUCUGAGAAAAACAUGAUCUCCAAGCUCAAGACUGAAUGCGGUUGCCAGUUUACCUCUAAAUUGGAAGGCAUGUUCAAGGACAUGUCAGUAUCGAAUACAAUGAUGGAUGAAUUCAAAGCUGCUGUGGCCUCUUCAAAUAUGAACUUGUAUGGAGUGGACCUGAAUGUGCGCGUGCUCACCACAGGGUUUUGGCCCACCCCUGCUUCUACACCUAAGAGCAACAUUCCCACAGCCCCUCGCAAUGCUUUUGAGGCUUUUCGCAGGUUCUACUUGGCCAAGCACAGUGGCCGGCAGCUGACUCUGCAGCCACAGCUAGGCUGGGCGGAUCUGAAUGCAGUGUUCUACGGGCCACGCAAAGAGGAGAAUGAAGCAUCGUCAUCUUCGCUGGGGAGCCUGGCUGCUGGUGCGCCGCGCAAGCAUGUCAUCCAGGUGUCUACGUAUCAGAUGUGUGUUCUGAUGCUCUUCAACAGCCGUGACCGUCUACUCUACGAAGAGAUUGCCUCUGAGACAGACAUCCCUGAAAAGGAUCUGGUGCGUGCACUUCAGUCGUUGGCCAUGGGAAAGCCCACGCAGCGCAUCCUCAUCAAAAGCCCGAAGACAAAGGAAAUUGAGCCAAGUCACACGUUUACUGUCAAUGACUCCUUCACUUCCAAAUUGUACAGAGUCAAGAUUCAAGCAGUUGCAGCAAAGGGGGAGAGCGAGCCUGAGAGGAACGAAACAAGAAGCAAGGUGGACGAAGACCGAAAGCAUGAGAUUGAGGCUGCCAUUGUAAGGAUAAUGAAGGCACGGAAGAAGCUGUCACACAAUGUCCUCGUCACUGAGGUGACUAGCCAGCUGCGGUCCAGGUUUUAUCCCAGUCCUGUAGUCAUCAAGAAGAGAAUUGAAGGCCUUAUUGAGAGGGAAUACCUAGCCAGGACUGCUGAAGACAGGAAGGUGUACACCUACGUGGCGUAAAAUCUGGAGUGCUGGAGUUUGUGGAAAGAUGGCACCGGUGCCUGUGGCUGUAGAUGUGCGGUUAUUUAUUGGAGUAGAGCAAAUGGGCCGAGUCGCGGCAAAACUGCUGGCACAAGUGCAGCUGGAAGGAAGACUGGUUCUGGCAGCCCUCACUCUCUCGUCUUUGGUCACUGCUGCCGAGGAAAGAAAAAAAAAAAAAAAGUCCUCCUUUCUUUCUUUGCAUUUCAUUCCAUGAUAAGAGGAGGAGGAUGCCUUCAACAGUUUUUCGCUUUUCAAUAUCUUAGUUUUAUAGAGGGGUUCACAUGGUUUUUUUUCCCUAGCUUUCUCUGGGCGCACACGGGAGGCUAGUUUCUUUUUCUUUUUCCUUGAAUGGGAAGGUGUACUGACAACAAAAUUUGCCUGCUUCGAGUGAUGUCCACAUCCAUUUCUGCUCACUCCGACGACGGCCACAUCUGUAGAGGCACUCUUAAAGUAAAGUUAAAUGUGGGGCACUAAUUUGUACAGCCUGUGCAUAAUUAGACACAUAAUUUUGUCUGUUUGCGUGCGUGUCUGCGUGCAUGGAUAAUUGCGUCCCUUUCUAUUUGUGCUGUGUUCCAUUAGCAUGUAAGGUGCCUCCCUUUAUAUUAGCUAAUACAAGCUAUUUAUUCUGUUUUUGUGCAGCAGUUAGGCGAUGCUGUUUCCAUGAGAAGGAUGCAAGGUUUUUUGUUUUCUCCUUUGUUUUUCUUUUUAAUUGUAAGAACUGUGUCCACUUUCAAGCAGUGCGUAGCAUGUUGUGCUUUUUACGGUGAGAUGAUGAUCAUGAUGUGUCACUACUGUGAGAUGAAAGCUGUGACCUCGAUGUGAAGUUCUAUGAUGCAAAUGUCCCUGCCACAUUGCCUAGAAAGUUAUAGGUACAGUUGCUAGUUGAGGGAAUAAAUGGGUUUGGGUGAAAGGCCUAGGCACCAAAGAAGCAUUGCCAUACGAGUUUGCAUUGCCAGCGCCAUGAAAGUGUGUGCGUGUGAUUGACUGAGGGUCAAUGCCUUCUUAUUUGGACAGUCUGUCACAACAGUGUACAUUUCCUUUUUUUUUUUUUCCUUUCUGCUGUACACUACUGUAUGUACAGGAGAAACCUAGUUUGCAUCACUGGGUUUCUCUAAUGAUUUUGCAGGCACGUUUUUCGGAUUGCGUGCUGCCACAAGAGUGUAUCGCCCCAAGAGCCUUUCAUUGGCCUUCCAGUGGGGGAAAUAGGGUGCAGUUUUUUUAAUGCCUUCAUUUAUUGUUGUACAUAGCAUUAUUUGAUGUACAUAAAUUGCCUCAGUAAAGGAUUUUUCUUCCUUC